Molecule: messenger RNA, 1158 nt
Organism: Nipponia nippon (crested ibis)
Lineage: Eukaryota; Metazoa; Chordata; Aves; Pelecaniformes; Threskiornithidae
Source: RefSeq, a predicted model, not a curated record
AUGGCCGCGCUCCGGGGGCCCCCGGCCCUCCUCCGACUUCCACGGCGGGAGAGAAGCCUCCGGGCCAGGGAGCUCCCCGGGGCUGAGCCCAACUGCGGCGGGGCCGGGCCAGGUGAGGCCCCGGUCCUGCCCGGGGCCCGUCCCCCGCCGUGCUCGGCGCUCUACGUGCGCCCGGCCGGGCUCCCCCCGCCGCCGCCCUUCCGUGUCCGGGGCCCGGGCUUCGGCUGCGGUGGGCUGGUGCCCCCCGUCGCGGUAUCGCACUGCUUGAUCAGAAGAACAUUUUUUGGGUAUCCCCUAACUAAAGCAGGUUCUGGUCUGGUCCAGCAGACUAAAGAUGUUUGUUUGAGGUUCUGCAGACCACGAAGUUCUACAACAGCUGCUGACGCAUCUGGAGAGGACCUCUUACUCAAAUGGGGCCUUUUCCUGGUCCCUCUGACCGCGUUCUGUCUCGGCACUUGGCAGGUUCAGCGGCGAAAGUGGAAAUUAGAUUUGAUUGCACAACUGGCAUCAAGAAUUACAUCAGAGCCCAUCCCUCUGACAUUAGACCCCAUGGAAUUGAGGGAAUUGGAGUACAGGCCUGUAAAGGUCCGAGGGCGUUUUGACCACUCCAAGGAACUCUAUAUUUUGCCGCGGUCACUUGUGGACCCUGAGCGAGAAGCCAGAGAAGCGGGGCGGCUGACAUCCCACCCAGAAAAUGGAGCCAAUGUCAUUACUCCUUUCUACUGCACAGAACUAGGGGUCACGAUUUUAGUCAACCGAGGAUUUGUGCCCAAAAAGAAAUUGAAACCGGAGACCAGGCUGAAGGGGCAGAUUGAAGAUGAAAUUGAUCUCACUGGGGUGGUGAGGUUAUCAGAAACCCGGAAACCUUUUGUGCCUGAAAACAACAUUGAAAAAAACCGCUGGCACUACCGUGACCUGGAGGCUAUGGCAAAGGUGACCGGCGCCGAGCCCAUCUUUAUCGAUGCAGAUUUCAGAAGCACAGUCCCAGGGGGGCCCAUCGGAGGCCAGACAAGAGUGAGCCUGAGAAACGAGCACAUGCAGUACAUCAUCACCUGGUACGGCUUAUGUGCUGCAACUUCAUUCCUGUGGUACAGAAAAUUUAUACAAAAGGUACCUCUGUGAGGGGAAGGGCUCAUCUCUUCUGCGCUAUAGUCAAGA